CAUCCUUCGAGAGGAGGUGUUCGAGGCGGUCGAGAUCAAUUCAAAUGGGAUGAUGUGAAGGUUGAUAAACAUCGAGAGAAUUAUCUUGGUCAUAGCAUUAAUGCUCCUGUUGGCCGAUGGCAAAAAGGUAUCUUCUACAUUGUUGCAGUAAUUGGGGUCAUUGUCAUCUUAAAAACUGGGUGAGCAGGGGGCCUGUGGGAAGUGGUAGGCAGAGGGGAGGAAGUCACAGAUGCUAUUGAACAGAGAGCAAAAGUGGUGGUGGGUGGCUCGAGAGUAUGAUCGAUGGAAGGUGUUCACUGACGAGUAUGGGAAAGAUCUGUUCUGGUAUACUCGAGACAAGCAAUCUCCCAGCUCAGAGAUGGAUUCCAUUAGAGAGGAAAUCAAAAGGAUCAAAGAAGAUGAAGAACAGGCUAUGCGAGAAGUGCUUGGCUUGACUCCCAAGCGUGCCAGUCGGCCUCAAGGCAAUCGGCUGGAUAAACAUGAAUACACAGAGCUUGUAAAGAGAGGGUCUACCGCUGACGACCUGGGUGCUCAGCAUGCCGAAGCAAUUAUGGUUCAAGGGCUUGGCUUGUACAAGGCACCUCGCAAUCAACCGGAGUCUAUCACUCUUCAACGGACCUUGGCUAAGGCACCUGGUAAGAAUGAACAAACUACAAUUAACGAAAGUGACGAAGAUCAGUCGAUGGACACACGCAGAAAAAGGAGGCGGCGGGAAGAAAGGGAUGAGAGGAGACCCCGCAGUAGUAAUGAUGAACCAAGACACGAAGAGGGAAGGGACAGAGAAGGUAAUCAUCGGAAGCAUCACGAGAAGAAACGGUCUAAUGAUUCGGACGACAAGCGAAUACACCAGAGCAGGCAUAAAGGCAAGAGCAGGCAUGAUUCUGAUUGAUUCAUGGCUUGUCAUGGCCAGUGACGAUAAAUUCUGUAUCUAUGUUUUCACCUAGAAUUAACUGCAUUUGUUUGAAACAAGCUAAUGGUUAAUCGCUUAAUCUCAAAAGCCAACACAUCUGUUGGUCGUUGGCAGUA
Molecule: messenger RNA, 1026 nt
Organism: Zingiber officinale
Lineage: Eukaryota; Viridiplantae; Streptophyta; Magnoliopsida; Zingiberales; Zingiberaceae
Product: multiple myeloma tumor-associated protein 2 homolog
Exons: 6
Coding region: 230-889 (219 amino acids)
Source: RefSeq, a predicted model, not a curated record